Molecule: messenger RNA, 10832 nt
Organism: Protopterus annectens (West African lungfish)
Lineage: Eukaryota; Metazoa; Chordata; Ceratodontiformes; Protopteridae
Product: protein argonaute-3
Exons: 19
Coding region: 549-3131 (860 amino acids)
Biological process (GO): regulatory ncRNA-mediated gene silencing; regulation of stem cell proliferation
Molecular function (GO): RNA binding; protein binding
Source: RefSeq, a predicted model, not a curated record
UCCGUUAAGGCUCUUUCCCCCCUCCCCUUCCCCGGAAUGUUGUAAGCAACAAGAAGUUAUACCGGUGUACUGUGAGAAAAUUGAAAGGAGACACUUUGGGAAGCAUUUGGCCAAGUCACCCGAGGGGAACUAAUAAGGGGCUGCCUUUAACUGGGAACAAUCGGAGGCAGGGGCAGAAACGCAAGAUCAGGACUGGCCUACAGAACGGAAAGAGUGAGACGGCGAAGUGGUGGGAGUAAGAGGGGACAGUUGGGGCUGUUUCAGGCCAGUGGGAAGUCGGUCUGAGUCAGCCCGUUGACGAAGAUGAGAACCUUACAGAUUGGAGUUAAAUGUAUUUGAAGUGCGCACUGUUGCUUGCAGGAGUGUGGUGAGGAAUCAGUUCUUUACUUGGCUAGAGGGAUUAAGUGGAAGAAGAUCGGUCUGUUCCAUCAUCUCCUUGUCCUGGGAGAGAAAACAGGACCAAAUCAAGGAUAAAUACCAUUUUGACCCCGGGGUUGGACCGACAGAACCCGGACGACUGGCGGUGAGCAAGACCCGAAGCUCCAUGAAUGGAACUCGGAACCGCAGGACCCGUCGGGGCUCAGCCCCUGUUCAUGGUGCCCAGACGGCCUGGCUGUGGCACCAUGGGCAAACCUAUCAAACUUCUGGCAAACUGCUUCCAAGUCGAAAUUCCAAAGAUUGAUGUCUACCUCUAUGAGGUAGAUAUUAAACCAGAUAAAUGCCCCCGAAGAGUGAACAGGGAGGUUGUGGAUUCUAUGGUCCAGCAUUUUAAGGUGACAAUAUUUGGAGAUCGCAGACCAGUAUAUGAUGGAAAAAAAAGCCUUUAUACAGCGAAUCCAUUGCCUGUAGCUGCCGCUGGAGUGGACUUGGAUGUAACAUUACCAGGAGAAGGUGGAAAAGAUCGCCCCUUUAAAGUGUCUAUAAAAUUUGUGUCACGAGUAAGCUGGCAUUUGCUGCAUGACGUUUUGACAGGGCGGAGUAUGCCAGAGCCACUGGAACUUGACAAACCCAUCAGCACAAACCCUGUACAUGCAGUUGAUGUUGUUUUGCGACACCUUCCCUCCAUGAAGUACACCCCUGUAGGACGUUCCUUUUUUUCUGCCCCUGAAGGGUAUGACCAUCCUUUAGGAGGGGGUAGGGAAGUCUGGUUUGGAUUCCAUCAGUCUGUUCGGCCUGCCAUGUGGAAAAUGAUGCUCAAUAUUGAUGUAUCUGCAACUGCCUUCUACAAAGCACAACCAGUGAUCCAGUUCAUGUGUGAAGUACUUGACAUUCAUAACAUUGAUGAACAACCACGGCCUCUGACUGAUUCUCAUCGGGUAAAAUUCACCAAAGAGAUAAAAGGUUUGAAGGUUGAAGUGACACAUUGUGGAACAAUGAGGAGGAAGUAUCGUGUCUGUAAUGUAACAAGAAGACCUGCCAGUCAUCAAACAUUUCCUUUACAAUUAGAAAAUGGACAGACUGUGGAGCGGACUGUAGCACAAUAUUUCAGAGAGAAGUAUAAUCUUCAGCUGAAAUACCCUCAUCUGCCCUGUCUUCAGGUGGGACAAGAGCAGAAACAUACCUACUUGCCCCUAGAAGUUUGUAAUAUUGUAGCAGGCCAGCGGUGCAUUAAGAAACUGACAGACAAUCAAACAUCAACCAUGAUAAAAGCAACUGCAAGGUCUGCACCAGACAGGCAAGAAGAGAUCAGCAGGCUGGUCAGAAGUGCAAACUAUGAUGCAGAUCCCUUUGUGCAGGAAUUUCAGUUUAAAGUGCGAGAUGAGAUGGCCCAUGUAACAGGACGUGUAUUACCUGCACCCAUGUUACAAUAUGGGGGAAGGAAUCGAACAGUGGCCACACCAAGCCAUGGAGUAUGGGAUAUGCGAGGAAAACAAUUCCACACUGGUGUUGAGAUCAAAAUGUGGGCCAUAGCCUGCUUUGCCACACAAAGGCAAUGCAGAGAAGAAAUUUUGAAGGGUUUCACAGAUCAGCUGCGCAAGAUUUCAAAAGAUGCUGGGAUGCCAAUUCAGGGACAGCCUUGUUUUUGUAAAUAUGCACAAGGUGCGGACAGCGUGGAGCCUAUGUUCCGACACCUUAAGAAUACUUAUUCUGGGCUUCAACUCAUUAUAGUCAUCCUGCCGGGGAAAACACCUGUGUAUGCGGAAGUGAAACGUGUUGGAGAUACUCUUCUUGGCAUGGCCACUCAGUGUGUUCAGGUGAAGAAUGUGAUGAAGACUUCUCCUCAAACUCUUUCCAACCUCUGCCUGAAGAUCAAUGUCAAACUAGGAGGCAUCAAUAAUAUUCUUGUACCUCAUCAACGACCGUCAGUGUUCCAGCAACCAGUGAUUUUCUUAGGAGCCGAUGUUACGCAUCCACCUGCUGGGGAUGGAAAGAAACCCUCUAUUGCUGCCGUUGUAGGUAGUAUGGAUGCCCAUCCAAGUCGGUACUGUGCCACAGUGCGAGUGCAAAGACCCCGUCAAGAAAUUAUCCAUGACCUGGCCUCUAUGGUGCGGGAGCUGCUCAUCCAGUUUUACAAGUCAACCCGCUUCAAACCUACUCGCAUUAUUUUCUACCGAGAUGGUGUGUCUGAGGGACAGUUCCGUCAGGUGUUGUACUAUGAGCUUCUAGCCAUUCGAGAGGCAUGCAUCAGUUUAGAAAAGGAUUAUCAACCAGGAAUCACAUAUGUUGUAGUACAGAAACGUCAUCAUACAAGAUUGUUCUGUGCAGACAGGACUGAGAGGGUUGGCAGAAGUGGCAAUAUUCCUGCUGGAACAACUGUAGACACUGACAUCACUCACCCCUACGAAUUUGAUUUUUACCUUUGCAGCCAUGCUGGAAUACAGGGUACCAGCCGUCCGUCACAUUAUCACGUUUUGUGGGAUGACAAUUGUUUCACUGCAGAUGAGCUGCAGCUACUGACCUACCAGCUCUGUCACACAUAUGUGCGCUGUACACGGUCUGUAUCUAUUCCAGCACCAGCAUAUUAUGCACACCUGGUGGCAUUUAGAGCAAGAUACCAUCUUGUGGACAAAGAACAUGACAGUGCUGAAGGAAGUCAUGUGUCUGGACAGAGUAAUGGCCGUGAUCCUCAAGCUCUUGCCAAGGCAGUACAGAUUCACCAAGACACUUUGCGCACUAUGUACUUUGCUUGAGGGAGAAAGAAGAAGCAGCAAAUAGGUCAGAGAAAAAUACUCACUGAAAGAAAGAAGGAAGAACCAAGAAAUAAAGCCACAUAAAGCCUAUGUUUCCAGUGGGGUCAGUUUAUGAAGGAUGCGCCUUCGAUCAUGCUGUAACCAUCACUGUGUGGGGGCAAGAGUCCUUUUCAUAAACUGGCAUAAGAAGGAUUGUUUACGUCAUUAAGGAACACAGCACUAUUAUGCAAUAUGAAACCAGCCAACUGCUUUGGGGUGCUUUUUGCAGGAAGCACUUCUUUCAUUUUAUUUUGUAGAUGGUAUUUCUUGUAGUUAAGCCCUUGUACCUUUACCUCAAGUUGCUUGGCAGCACAACUCUGUCUUUGCAAAAAAAAAAAAAAAAAGUAAACAGUAAACAACAUUUCAGAAUUGUAAGCAACAGUUACCCUGAUUGUUUACAGAAGUGUGCAAAACAUUUUUGAGGUACCUUUUAAUGCACGUAUGAGCACCCUACACAAAUAUUGCUGUUUGCUUUAACUGGCACUGCUACCUAAAACCCAUCUUUGCACACCUCUGUUCUACAGUCAAUGUCUAGCCAAUUGCUGCCUUCAUAUCGUUUAUCCACAAGCUGAGAGUCCUCAACUACAGAGGCCAGCGAUCCUUUUGUCACUGCCUCUCUUGUUCUCAAAUCAUUCGCAGUUCUUGGUCAUUCUAAUCAGCUCUUUGGUUAAUAGUUUUUUUUUUUUUUUUUUUAGUUAACGCUCCAUAACUGACUUAAUUACGUUAAGUCAGAACUCUCAGUGACAGAACUCAAAAAUCAUGGUUGAAAUAUAAUUUCUGUUUGCCACAUGGUUCAUAGAACCUUGAUAAUCAUAUGCUGGUCUAACUGUAACACAGUGAGACAUUCUUAUUCACCAAUUUACUAUUCCAUCGCCAAAGUAAAUGGCUUAGUCUCUGUCUGUUACCCUCUCUCUUGCUCUCUCUCUUUAUAUAUUUAUAUAUAUUAAGUUGAGGACUCAGAAAAAAAAUAGAAACUUGUUUGCCAGUUUGGUGUUUACUUGCUGCCUCUCACACCUAAAUGUGAUUUCGUUUAUGUUUGUGUGUUGGAGUUUUAGCUUUUUUCUUUAUAUUUAUUAGAGUAAUAAUAAUGCUUAUUAAUUUAAGUAUAAUUACAGAACAUAUUAUUGGCAUCAUCAAUUUUAUUAGUUUUUUUAUUUCGUGAAAUUAUAGCUGUAUAACUUUUAAAAACUGACAACAUUUUGCUAUCGUUUUAGUGCAAUAAGCCGUUGUAAAGGAAAAGAGCCGUGUCUGCUUUAGCUGUAUUAGAGCAGCAUUUUGUACCACUAGCUGUGGAAGACUAGACAUCUCCACUGUUUAAAAGAACAGAAUGAAGAGCCUUAAUUUGAAAAGGAAAGUCUUUUUCCCCUUCCUGAGGUUUGGUGUCCUUUGUAAUAUCGAAAAUUAAAAACUGGGACAGUAGAUGUCUACUGCUUAAAAUGCAUUGUAUCAGCAGAUUACAUUAAUGAUCAUUCCUUUGAUCAUACAUUAAUUCCAAAACUAUAAUAUUGCAGCUGUCUGGUGAGACGAUUAAUAUAGUACCUGAUGUACUAAGAAAGCUUGGAAUCUGUAUAAAAUGAUACUGACAGUUGUCAUUUCUUGGACAGCUGUUUGUAACACCUUUACAGAUCAGGGUUCAGCUGCUGAAGGCAAAAAAAAUGCCAUUAAGGUCAGUAUAACAAAAGAUAAAGAACCAAACUUGUUUACAAAAGAAGUGGGCUUUCCUUUAAAAAAUUAAGCUGUUAGCACAAGUUGCAGUGUAAAACUGAUCCAGACAGAAUUGUAGGGCUGGGACACGAUAUGUUUAACUCACUGAAAUGUGAAGCUGUUUGAAGUAUCGCCAAACUUCUUUUCAUGCAUUCCACUUUGAAAGCUAAAGUUAACUAUAUACUGUAGUGUUGUCACAUAGCAUUCACUGAUCACAUAAGUUGAAAGUAAUCUGGAGAACUUCGCACUUUGUAACUUUUUAAAACUGCAUUCUUUUUCUCUUGCUGUUUUUUUUUUUCUUUCAUUGCACUGGUUUAUUUUGAAAUGCUGCAGAAUGAAAUUGCAAUGGGCAUUGCAUCUGUCCCAGCUCUACUAUCCUUCUUCACAUGAAAACCAAAAACGAGUUACCCAUGAAAACAGAGAGAAAGUAGUUACUGUGGAAGUCCUGCUGUAUAUGUUACAUAAACCUGUACCCUACAUUACUAGGGUAUACAUUUUAACAAACCUGUAACUGAACAACACUAAACUUUACGCUCUUUUAUUGUUUAUAUAUGUAAUUUUAUAAAAGGUUGCAUGAGGAUUAGUCCUUGUGUAUCAGUCCUGAAAAUGUAUGAAGUGAAGCAACCACUGUAUUAAAAAUAUAAUUAAGAUGCAUUUUUGUUACUACAAUAUGUUAAGUCUUUUUUCCCCCCAAGUAUCACAGCAGCAAAAUUUAAAGUUAGCAAGUAUGUAUACUGCAGCAAUACCAUGUUGUCUGUUGUUACUGGCGUAAUUAUGCAAAUUCCUAAAAUAUGUAUUACAGUUUUGAGACUAUAGAUUUGUAUCCCUUGGCCAACAAAAACUUUUCCCCAGUGUUUACCCUACACUCAGAGGUAAACUGUCUUUUGCCUUAAAGAUGACUUGCAAUGGUAAAAAUUAAAAUAUUGCCAAAUCUCAGAUAAUUCAACCUAGAGUCAUGUCUUAUUUUCAUUGUGUUUCAUACUUUUCCAUUUAAUACUUGUAAGUCAGGUAUCACUGACUAGAUUUGUAGUGUAUAGUCUGUCUUAAUUAUUCAUUUCUGCUUAGUACUUUUAAACUUCAACACACUUUGGUGCAAGCAGAUGUAGAAGCAAGUUCAGUUUUCUGCAGAACUCAACAAUACAUAAUCUGGAAUUAGUUUGAAAAGACCCAGGAGCUAGUACUUGUUUAAGUUUUGAUAAUGUUUUUGAGAAUAGUGUGGAAUUCAUGAAUUAUUUACUCCUGAUAAAAGCCCUUUACUUAAUUUUUUCAGCAGAAGUAAAUAUACGUUAUAACCUAUCUAAAGCCCACCCUCACCACAUGCGUACUUUUGCUGCACCAGUACUAAGGUUGUAUAAACAAUAUUCCCUGACUAAAAACCACCCCAUAUAAUGUGCAUGUCUUUGCUGCCUCUAUUCUAACAGUAUAUAAGCAAAGUACUUAUAUGUACACGAGGCAGAUAGAAGUAUAUGACUGAAAAAUGCCUCCACUUCUUCUGAUGGAGGGUUAGGUGAAGUCCACCAGAAAGAUAUGCUGCACAGACCUUCUGCAAGUCUUCUGCCUGGUGUGGUUACCUUCUACCCCUCUUUAAGUACUUAGAACUGCCAACCGUACUCAAACAUAAAGGAGAAUUCCACAGCUUCUGUCCUUUUUUCAGUGGUAGUCUUUGCUUUUGUUAUGUUAGUACCUGAACUUUGAUACAGACUUCCCUCCUUAGCUUGUCAGUCAUUGGAGCUCCCCAUCACAUCUGUAUAUCCUGCCAGAAGUCAGUGUCCUGUACUUAAUUUGCCCACACUAGCCUGGUAGUUAAUUAGUGUCCAUGGUGGCCUAUCUGCUUACAUGUAGUCAGCAGUUGGAGUUCUUUCCCUACUUCACACACAUGCAUUUAGUAUUCUCUACUGGCUUUGACCACUCCCACCCUUUCAGACGUUUGUAACCUUUGGCUUGCUUUUCCAUAUAUUGUCUUUCAAAGAUUGGUGCCCUCUGCUGCCCCAUCCAUGAUCAGUACUUUUACUUUCACUUCUUUAUUUAUGACCUGCUUUAACACCUGACAUAGUGUCAGAAGUCUGAACGGUCCCUAUGUCAUCCAGCUUUCUCACAAUGAUCAGAGUGCAUUUCAGUUUUCCAGGAUUCCCUUUCUGUAUGCCACUGACCAGCUCUUAACCCUUACUCUGCCCCAUUCCAUACCCUUAAAGCCUGCCACCUGAUUUAUAUAAUCCCUGUGCCAAUAGGGUACAUAGUGAUGCUAAGAAAAGUGUCUUGCUUCAUACUGUGGAGGGCUUAGUUCAGCAUACCAUGCUGGAGACCCUUUACAGUGCAAUCCUGUUUCACACUGCCUGCCCUCCUGCCCUCUGCUGGUUUGUUGUUUGUGUAUAACUGAUAGGCCACCGGUAUGAAUCCCAAGCAGUAAAUCCGGUUACAUUGUAAGAUUGUUUGAAAAUAUGCUUUUAACGAUUAAUAUUUUAUGAGUGCCGUGCAUAUUUAAAACUGAUACGUCUUGCUGUAUUUAGCCACUCAUUUCUGUUGCUUUGCAAAAUUAAAACUAUUAAGAAUUCCGAAAGUUUAACAAUAGAAUGAAUACCUCAAAUAGGUUAGAUACUGUAUACAUAUGUUUGCUAGGCCCUUUUUAGAAAUUUUAGAACAAGAUAACACACCAGUAUAAGACAGCAAAUUAAAAUGCUUGUCUUUCUUUUAAAGUAUAGUAUUGUUCAAUUGCAUUUAAUUAGCCAUUUAAUGCAUGGGUUUAGUUUUGCUGCUAGUAUGUGUAAAAGAAAAAAAGUUGUAUUGUUGUUGAUCUGUGUGGUUUUCAAUGAUUUACUGCUUUUUAAUUAUUGACUUUAUUUGCUCAGAUAAGGUUGUCAUGUGAAGAAGGGGUGAUCUGUGGUCUAGGACUGCACAUGUGCUCACAUAGAAGUGCCGAUCAUUGCCUUUGCAAGUGGCUGUAUUAAUAUGGUAACAAGUUACAUGCAUUGAAAGGGCCACAGUACACCACAAUAGCUGCUAUAUUUAUUUAAAUAAGAAGAAACAGACAAUUAUUACUGCACUAAGGAAUUUAAAGAGGACGGGAAUAUAGACUUGUUAAGAGAUGCAAAAUCCCCUCUACAGAAGGUCACUCACUGAUCAACUUGUAGUAGAAACAUUAUAAUUUAUGUAGGCUUUUUCUCUUUUGCAUUUCAGUUCAAGAUCAAGACUGGAGCAUUCAAGACUUCUCUAAAUCAGUAAGUGUUUUGAUUUGGAAAGGGUACCUCAUGUAUGCUCCAUUGUUAUUUUCAGGUCCCUGCAGUCUCACACAGUUAUAUUUCUUUAUGUUUCUUCCUCAGGAGACAGUAAGUAUUCAACUGUCUCCUUGAUUAUUUUAGUAAAAUGUGUAAAGUAACAUUGUGGGAAUGCUGAAGACUGAUGCAUUCAAAGAAAACUGUAAAUAGUUCAAUAAGGAUAUGGAAAAAGUUUGGAAAAGUUUACACUGAUUUUAAAGGAGAAAAAACAUUUUCUUUUUUCAGAAAUGUAAGAUGCAUUGCUGGCAUACAGGAUGUUAAAGGACAUUAUUGCAAUAAUUUGCUGGUUUCAGUAAUGCCUGUCAAACAUGACUGUUAGGUCAUACACUUUCAUAAACUGGAUAUUGGAGAAGUUUUAAAGUUUUUCUUAAGAUUGAUAGAUUAUGUCUUGCAGAUAGCUAGAUUGUGACAGAUGGAGUUUAAUGUGGAUAUCUGAGUCACCCCCACUAGCCCAAGAUCUUGUCUCAGGAUUUCCAGACUGAUAAUGUAGUAGCUGCAGCUAUAAACAGUUUAAUAAUACUAAUAAUUAAAGGCUGUAGUUUGUACACCUCCCAGAAUGCCUUGUUCAUGUUUUAUAUGCUAUGGAAAAUUUUGUAGAGAAGAUACUGUUUCCGAAAAAAACAGUAGCUUUUGGGUAACUACUGCCUUUGUGUAGGAGUAUCUGUUUGACAAGCUUUUGUAAGAUAUCAUGAUGUGCUGCAUAAACUGUUGGACUUGAGCUUUUGUAGUCCUGUGAAAUACUUGGGCAUAUACUGUCAAGGGUUAAAAUGUAGCCUGUGAGAACAUACCCAGUAGUUAUAGGGAUUUUCUACUAGCACUCCAGUGUUUUUGCGCUGGACUCUUACCUUUGCUGAGUUGCUUAAAUCAUGGAUGCCAAAGUUGUCCUCAGCAUUUUUGCAGACAUUUGAUAUAUAUCCUAACUACUUUUGUUCCUGUGCCAGAAAUUAUUGCACAGCUGCUGCUUAGACUUAAAAAGGUUAUACUGACCUUUUCACGACUCGUAUGAAUGGAUAAAUGAUUGAUCUCAAAAUCUGGUGCAUUUCUUUUUUUUUCUUUUAUGUAUUUAUACAUAUAGCACAUUGUCAAAUCGUAAGUAUGGCAGUGAUCAGACAUUGAACCAUGUUGAUGUCAGUAUUUUGCUAGUAGAAAGUCUUUAUAACGCCACAAUAUCUUUGCCAUUAAAAACUGAAAGUACAGAUUAAAGAGUGGGCAGGACUCUACAUUAACUGUUCUAGAGUAACUGCAGUUGUCUUAGAAGUAUCCCCCUUCUCCACUCUGUGGGUUUUGGGGAGUUAAAAACAGUAUGCCAGAACUUGGGACCAGAUUAAUAAAAUUGAAAAAGAAAAAAAAAAAAGAAAAAAUGGAACAAGAGUCUCAUUCAUUGAAACAUUGCAAAUGGUUUCCUAAAGCUUUCUCAGUUUUAAAAACUGGCAUCUGCAUAUGGUAUUGGUUUUGUAUUGAUUUAUAUGACAGAACUAUUGUGACAAACUUGUAGAACUUCAGGAUGCUAAAGAAUGUACAAAUACACCAGCUAAUGUGGAGUCUUGUUGAGUUGUCAAUUUAUUUUCCUAUUUUUUGAGGAUUUUGGUUUAAGUCAGUCCUCGGAAAGUGCCUUUUCAGAAGUUGGUGCUGUAGAAAUUUUAUUUUCAAUCCUUGUGUGGCUGAAAAAAAGUUAUAAAAAUGCCAAGAGUUCAACAGUAUCAGUUAGUACUUAACUUUUUUAUGUGUCUUAGGACCAAGAUGAAAGUUACUGCAAUGAAUGCCUUUGUAGAAUGGUCACCAAACAUAACUUUUCUAAUUUUAAAUUUUACCUACUGUCAUAAAACCUAAGUAUAAAGUCAUCGUGUAAAUGGAAGUUGUAAUUCCAGAAGAGUGUGCUUUGCAUUUAAAAUUGUGAUGCACCAUUUUUAAAUGACACAGGACCUGUUCUUUUUUUUUAAAUUUUGCAGGAGUGCAGCCUUCACAGUGUAUGUGCUCUGUAAUAUUUAGGUGCUGGACUCCGUUUAGUUAUAAACUCCUGUUGAUGUUCUUUGGGGAGUUCGGUUGUAUGGACACAGAAUUCAAAUAUUUUAGCACCAUGACUACCAAUAAUAUCAAAUUAAUUUUUAAUUUAAUAAUUACUGUUCAUAGAUAACCUUUUUAGCAUGAGCAGUAUUUUGUAAACAAUACAUUCUGGAGAAAAAGUUGCAAAAAAUGUGGAUAUUUCACUCUAGUGGUGAUCCAGUAGUGUUUCUUUCUUAGAUGAGUUGUGUUUGGUGAGCAUUCUUGUAUCUAAGAUGAGACUAGACCAGGUUAUGAACACUGCACCUCAGUAAAUUUGUAAUGCUGCAUUAAGAAAUAAAUAAUAGUAAGUACUGCUUUGGUAACGUUGUAUUAUGCCGCAUAUUUGCAAAAACAUUCACUUUAAAAUUAUUUCAUGUGUGUAAAAAAUAGUCUUAAAAGUUUUCAUCAUUGACUUUUUCAUUUUGCUGAUGCUCUUUAUUUUUGUAACUCUCCUUUCUUUAACCAUGGUUUCACUAUAUAUAAUAUUUGUUGUUGUGUUUGCCAGGGCAAGAGGGAAAAUAAUGUGCAAACUUCUUCCCUUCUUGGAUUUGCUUCAUUGUAAGAAAAUGUAUUGCUAAAACUGACUAAUUGAAUAUGAUUUUUAUAUUAUAGUAAUGUCUAAAUUAAAAGUAAGUAUAUCAGA